CCGAACCCGACAUCGUCACCCCUUAAUGAUACCGACGUUCACCUACGAUUCUCGAUUUCCACGAUAAUACACAUUCAGCGACCCACCCACCAGUCACAUCACCACGUCGGCAUCUACAGCAACGACCACCACAUCCCAAUAUGCCUGGGCUACCUUCAUCCGUCGAUCUCGACGAGUGCAUCUCGCGCUUGUACAACAAGGAGUUGCUAGCCGAGUCUGUCAUCGAAGCAGUCUGCGCCAAGACGAAAGAACUUCUUAUGCGCGAGUCCAACGUCGUCCAUGUUAAAGCGCCCAUCACCGUCGUUGGAGAUAUCCACGGCCAGUUCUUCGACCUAAUCGAGAUUUUCCGCAUCGGCGGCUACUGUCCCGACACAAACUAUUUGUUCCUUGGAGACUACGUCGAUCGUGGCAUGUUCAGUGUCGAAACAAUAUCCCUACUCGUUUGCUUGAAACUACGGUACCCUAAUCGCGUACAUCUUAUUCGAGGAAAUCAUGAGUCGCGCGGUGUGACGCAGUCAUAUGGCUUCUAUACAGAGUGCUCGCGCAAAUAUGGUAAUGCCAAUGUGUGGCACUACUUUACAGACAUGUUCGACUUUUUAACUUUGAGCGUUGUGAUCAACGACCAAAUAUUUUGCGUCCACGGAGGCCUUUCCCCUUCUAUCCAUUCUAUCGACCAGAUCAAAAUUAUAGACCGUUUCCGCGAGAUCCCCCAUGAAGGCCCCAUGGCCGAUCUCGUCUGGUCUGAUCCUGACCCGGAGCGUGACGAAUUCUCCCUUUCACCCCGCGGCGCGGGGUACACUUUUGGAGCACAGGUUGUUAAGAAAUUCCUGGCUGUCAACAACAUGUCGCAUAUCCUCCGCGCCCACCAGCUCUGUCAGGAGGGCUUCCAGGUCCUUUACGACGACCGUCUCAGCACUGUCUGGAGUGCGCCCAACUACUGCUACCGUUGUGGAAACAUGGCCAGUGUUCUUGAAGUGAGUGACACGGGUGAGCGUUUCUUCAACGUUUUUGCGGCCGCGCCCGAGAACGAUGUCCAUAAGGACCUUCAACCCGGAAACGAAAAGUCUGCCGACGGCAACGCCUUGCCAGACUACUUCUUAUAGAUGAAUUUUAUCACGAAUACACACUUACAGUGCCCUGGAGCUUCAAGCUCGGGCUUCACGAUAUCCGCAUCAAUGAUACCAUGUCUUGAAAGCAAGCAUUCACGCAUUGCAACAGACAAUAGACCUGCAUUGUAUAGCAAAGACUUUGAUGUAUAUAGGGAUUUUUA
Molecule: messenger RNA, 1270 nt
Organism: Fusarium oxysporum Fo47
Lineage: Eukaryota; Fungi; Ascomycota; Sordariomycetes; Hypocreales; Nectriaceae
Product: protein PPG1
Exons: 4
Coding region: 141-1103 (320 amino acids)
Biological process (GO): peptidyl-serine dephosphorylation
Cellular component (GO): FAR/SIP/STRIPAK complex
Molecular function (GO): protein serine/threonine phosphatase activity
Source: RefSeq, a predicted model, not a curated record